UACAGUAAUUUAUGAACAUUUAUGUUAAUAUACAUUAAUUUUAUUAAUUUUUGCACAUUACUGGUCCGCUAUGAUCACCGAAAAACCAAAAAUAAUGAAAAUCAUCACUAUUCCGUCACCUUCGUCCCGCAACGCCAUUUUACGCCAUAUUGAAUCUUUGUGUUUAUAAGUUUGCGGCGCCCCGCUUCACUCUUCGGGUUUACGCGAAUUUUCCCGUUUAUAAACAAUAUCUGUGCCCCGAAACCGGUAAAAAUUCAUAGUUACGAUAGAGCUGAUCGUUUUUUGUGAGUUUUCACAUCGGAAAAACUCUGGGUUGUCCUGUGAAACGCGAAAAUUGAGUUGUGAACUUUUGUAAUGGCUACCUCUCGCGUCCCCCCGACGCCGUUGGGUGGACAAACGUUUUCCACAAUGGGAUUUUUGCGUUUUGCUCUGGAGAAAUCUUGUAGAAGCCAGUGAAUGAGAACAUGAAUAACGAUAAUCAGGGCAAUAUACAAAAUGCCCACGGGAAUAAUCCCAAUAAUGACAGGCAAAAUCCCAAUGCCAUCCCUACAGACCUCAGAGUUAAUACUACAGCUCUCAAUGCAGUAGCAUUAAGCAGUGUGGCGAAAUAUUGGGUUUUGACAAACCUGCUUCCAGGUCCUAUACCACAGGUGUCAGUUUAUGGCUUAUCUGGAGCAGGACGGGAUAAUCAGGGCAAACUCGCACAGGAUGCUGUAUUAAGCCAGCAUGCAGCAGGUCUUUUACAGGCAGAUCCUCAGUUAUUACUUCAGCAACAUGGUCAAAUUCCAGUUAGUAUUGCGACAGCUCAAGGAACCAUUGGUAUUCCUGCUGGGGCAAUUCAUUUAGAUGCUGCUCAUGCUUUAUCACAACAACAUGGGCAUCAACAGCAUGUAGAGCAUAAUCAAAUGAAUCGAGAAGUCAGAAUAAGUAAUUCUCAACAAAGUCACUCUCAACAACAAAAUCUGGUUCAGGUGCAGGUUAAUCAUGACAAUAUGGUAUCUGUAAUUGAUGAGAAUAACACCUCGGAAAAACACAACAAAGAAAUUUUACAAGCACAGCUUCAGCAAACAUCUCAGAUGCAGAUGUCUGACAGUCAAAUUAAUACACAAGUAUUGGCUUUGCAACAGUUGCAAGCUCAACAAGUACAGCAGGUAUUGGAUAAUGUUAUGCAAGUUAGGAUGGAAGAACAUAACCAGCCUCAGCAGCAAAAUCAACAGCAGCAGCCACAACAAUCUCACCAGGAACCUCAAAGUUCUAUGCAGGAAAAUAUACCAGAUAUGGUUAAAGAAGAGAAAUCUGUUCAGUGUAAAUUCCUGAAUAAUGCCCAGUUGGGUCUGCAGGAGGUUAAAGGGGGGAAUAUUAUGGAUGUGAGGACAGCUGAUGGCAGUAUAGUAAAAAUUCAAACAAAUAUGCAAGAACAAGAGCUGGUAAAGACUCUAGGGGUUGAAAUGGUACAAAACAUGUAUAAAGUAAAUGUUGAUGAACUGAAUCAGCUUCUAGCAUACCACGAAAUAUUUGGAAAACUGCAGACUCAAGGUGAAGUCCAAAAUAAUUCAUCACAAAACAUUUCCUCUUCUAACAACUCAAGUCCGAAUAAUAAUGUAAACAUUCAGCAGCAACAGCAGCCGCAGCAGCAACAGAACUCUUCUGUCUCCAUUAUCACAAAAGAGGAGCACGACGUACAAAAUCCAACUAUUCAGCCGAAUGAGAAUAAUGCCACAUCAGUAAUCACUGGUACUCACCAAUGUGAUUUGUGUUUAAAGAGUUUUCAGUUCAGAUACCAGCUUAUUGUGCAUAGGAGAUACCAUAGCGAGAAGAAGCCGUUUACUUGUCAGGUAUGCGGAAAAGCAUUUCAAAACAGUCAAGAACUGACGCGACAUGGAAAGUGCCAUCUGGGAGGCAGCAUGUUCACGUGCACGGUAUGUUUCCACGUAUUUGCCAACGCGCCCACUCUGGAGAGGCACAUGAAACGCCACUCCGCCGAUAAGCCUUAUGCUUGCCAAACGUGUGGUAAAACGUUCGCCAGAAAGGAACAUCUAGAGAACCAUAUAAGGUGCCAUACGGGAGAUACCCCUUAUAGGUGUCAGUUUUGUGGCAAAAAUUUCACUAGAAAGGAGCAUAUGGUGAACCACGUUAGGAAACAUACAGGAGAGACCCCACACAGGUGUGAAAUUUGCAAAAAGUCAUUUACAAGAAAAGAACAUUUUAUGAAUCAUGUGAUGUGGCAUACGGGGGAAACCCCACAUUGUUGCACCAUCUGCGGUAAAAAGUAUACUAGGAAGGAGCAUUUGGCCAACCAUAUGAGAAGUCAUACAAAUGAUACACCUUUUAGAUGUGAGAUCUGCGGAAAAGCUUUUACCAGAAAGGAGCACUUUACCAAUCACAUCAUGUGGCACACUGGGGAAACUCCUCAUAGAUGUGACUUUUGUUCGAAAACGUUUACCAGAAAGGAGCAUUUGUUGAACCACGUGAGGCAACAUACAGGGGAAUCGCCACAUAAAUGCAUGUUUUGUAGCAAAUCUUUUACGAGAAAGGAGCAUUUGACCAAUCACGUAAGGCAACAUACAGGCGAAACUCCAUUUAAAUGCACCUUCUGUCCAAAAGCAUUUACUAGAAAAGACCAUCUUGUGAACCAUGUGAGGCAACAUACCGGAGAGUCUCCACACAAGUGCACUUACUGUACAAAGUCUUUCACUAGGAAGGAACAUCUGAAUAACCAUGUGAGGCAACAUACAGGGGAAUCGCCGCACAAGUGCCAUUUUUGUUCAAAGAGUUUCACUAGGAAGGAACACUUGACGAAUCACGUCCGGAUUCAUACUGGCGAAUCUCCCCAUCGUUGUGAAUUCUGCGGUAAAACAUUCACGAGAAAAGAACAUUUGACCAAUCACUUGAGGCAACACACAGGAGAAACGCCGCAUUGCUGCAAUGUCUGUUCGAAACCGUUUACGAAAAAGGAGCAGCUUUUAGUCCAUAUGCGAUCUCAUACCGGAGAACGACCGUUCGCGUGUAACGAGUGCGGCAAAUCAUUCCCACUCAAAGGUAAUCUUCUAUUCCAUCAACGUUCUCACAACAAGGGCCAACAGGCCGAACGUCCGUUCAGAUGCGACCUGUGUGCGAAGGACUUUAUGUGCAAAGGACAUUUGGUGUCGCACAGGCGAAGCCACGGAGGUGAAAAACCGUUCGGGUGCACCGAAUGCGGAAAAUCGUUUGCGGAAAAAGGAAAUUUGGUGCGGCACAGUCGAAAACACGCCCUGGAUAGGGAGAAAGCUGAGCAGCGCGCUAUUGCUGCACAAGCUCAAGUGCCACCAACUUCACAACUGGCCCCACCACAGGGAAAUAUCCAAUUAGCUCAGCAACAACAACAGCAGCAGCAGCAGCCGGCUAACGGAAAUAUCGUUCAAGUGGGUCACAUGAUGCAUCAAGCCAAUCAUCAUUCGGUUGUCGUUCCUACUAACGCCAAUGUCUUGGCUUCUUACUAGAAUUUCGAUCAGUUUUGGAACCCUUCGUGAAUGUACGAGCGUUAUUUUUAACAAUAAGGUGUCUCUUUGUAUUGAUUUAUUGAAUCCGGUUUGUAGUCUUCAAAUGUUUGUGUAAUGCUUGUAACGUAAUGAAAUUUAUGUUGUACAGGUUGUUACAAAUGUUUUAAGGUUGAUAAAGUAAGGCUUUUCUUAUGUCCUAAAAUCAACCUAAAUAAAAAAUUAAUUUUGAAUUGGGGCUUCAACUAAAUGUGUCAAAUGUAGAUGUUGUGUCCAUUUAUUACCCUAAAAAAUUACAUUAUUUUUAUAUAAAAGGGUAUAUAAUUAAGUAUAUGAAAAAAAGUUUAAUUUUGAUCUAAUUGAUUUUAUGUAUUUUAUAGAUUAUUUGUAUUAAAUUUUGUAACACUCUGUAUAUUAAAUUAAUUACUCGGACGCGCAACUAUCAAAAAAAUCACGUCCAAACUUCUUAAAUUAAAUAAUUUACUUGUGAAGCACUGUUAGAUAGAUGCUUUGUUUUAAAAAUUACGAAUUCGAUUUAGUCAUAAACAGUUAGAUAGGAUAAUCAAAAAAAACUCAGGGAAGUUUAGUGGUAAAUAUUAUAGAAAGUAGUUUUACAGGAUGGUCACAAAUCCCGGGACUAACUAAAAAUAAAAUUUUUUCGGCAAAAUUCUUCUUUAUUACUCAACACAAUCUCCUUUAAGACAUUUAUUCGAACGCUUCUGUCUUUGCUUUCAAGGAUAAGCCUCAGUUUCGAUAAUCCCUUUUUUGUUGAAGCCAAAUAUCUUUUCUUCAAGGAAGGAAAGCCAGUAAAGCCAGUAGUCGCUAGGGGCCAAUUCAGGAUAUAAGUGUAUGGGUAAACAACGAAUUUAACGUGCGAUUUCGCCAUAGCUUUCACCGACCUGUGACACUGCUCUGAUGAAAAACAACAAUCACUUUUUUUUCUUCGUGUUUGGCUGAUAUUCGCUAAACAUUUCAAGGUAGUCAACGAUUGGAUUUGCAUGGGUAUCAAAAACCGAAUCAUUUCCUCUCACUCUUGCGUUUUUGGUUGUUUUGGACUGUUAACUCUGCUGUAUUCAUUGUAAAAAAUCCUUUUCAUUAUUUUGUUUUUGCGACUAUCCAUCAGGAUUUUCAAUGUUUUUCUUUUUAUCUGAGUUACAGUACAUUUGGACGAUUCAGGCAUUCAGUAUGACUUGCGGCUGUAGAAUUAUUUGAAAUCCCUAUAAAUUCUUGUUUUCAAGAGAGCAUCUCCUGAUAACAGUUUUCAAGGCAUUGCUCCCAUUAAAAAGCAAAGUUUUGUAUAAAAAAACUUAAAUUUUUUACUGAGUCAGUCUAGAGUCAAAUUGUUAUGACAUUUCAACACGUCUUAUUUGAAGACUAGUACUGAAAAUUGUGUUCGUUUGUCAAUAGUGGUACCAUCAGUUGGUUAGUUCCGGGACUUAUCAAUUUUGACUAAGAAUGCUCUAUUCUACAUCCCUUUGGGAUAGAGAUGCACCUCUUUUUCAACUUAUCAUCUAUUCCUGGCCAUAUUAGAAAAUCUGCUAUACAGGGUGUCCAUUUAUAAACUGACACAUUUUAACUGCUUAUAAGUCGAGAACGAAAAAUGACAACAAUGUGCGGUUUUCACAGAACUUCAUCAAUAUUUUUAAAGUUUUUUUUUACAGUGUUGCCAAGUUUCAAAAUUUACCUGAAAUAGGAGGAAAAAAAUUGAUGAUUUUCAAAGGCCGAUUUCUCAAAAAUUUUAAAUGUAACACCCUGUACUCUUUAAUUUCACAUGAAACCUGUUAAAUCCCCUUUCCGAAAAUGUAAAAAUUGUCUUAAAUUCAUUAUUUUUUUUGCAGAGCUAAUUUUAGUAAAUGACAUCUUUUUGAAAAUUUGCCUACAAUAAAUACCUAUUAAAUACCAUUCUCGGUAUCAAGUGACAACAAUAACAAUUGUAGCUUGUCAAGGAGGCUUUGAGUUGCACAAUUUGUUUUGUGGGCUUCAACUACUGUCAAAUCUUUUUAACGUCAUUCAUUGGGCAGUCCCAAUAAUUUGAUUUCUAUAUGUAGUUUUGCAUUUUUUAAAGAUUUUGAAAGGUUUACAUAUGUUUACCACCCGGGAAAAGGCACAAAUAAUUAAAAUUAAUUUCUUCAAUUAUUUGUUGUUAAAAUUGUUAUAAUUUAAUACAUAGAAUAAAUACUUUUUAUAGACAUGGCAAUAGCGCAAAUUAUUUAAUUAUGCUCAUGCUAAAGCGAUACAUAGGCAAUUACCAGAAAAUGUUCAUCAUUCACCGAAUAUGUAUUCUAGGAAAAUUUUCAAAAAGGUGUCAUUUACUAAAAUUGGCUCUGUAAAAAAAAUAAUGAAUUUAAGAAUUUAAGACAAUUUAUACAUUUUCGGAAAGGGGAUUUAACAGGCUUUCAUGUGAAAUUAAAAAGUACGGGGUGUUACAUUUAAAAUUUUUGAGAAAUCGGCCUUUGAAAAUCAUCAAUUUUUUUCCUCCUAUUUCAGGUAAAUUUUGAAACUUGGCAACACUGUCAAAAAAAACUUUAAAAAUAUGGAUGAAGUUCUGUGAAAACCGCACAUUGUUGCCAUUUUUCGUUCUCGACUUACAAGCAGUUAAAAUGUGUCAGUUUAUAAAUGGACACCCUGUAUUACAAGUAACUUGUUGAUUGACAACAACUUUUCUUGUUCAAUAAUUAUUAAACAUAAUAAUUAUUUACCACAUUUAAAGGUUUUGUACUGUGUCUGAAAAAUAUAUGUGUACCAUCAGUUGGUAAGUUCAGGAAUUUUAUUAAUACUGACUAGGAAUGCUCUGUUUUAAUUGCAUUUGUAAUGGUGAUGCAUCCCCUGAUUAGCUUCAGUUCAUCAAUUGCUGGCCAUAUUAGAAAAUCUGUUAUACAAGUAAAUUAUUAAACAAAAAAAGGUAAUUUUUUUCAUUAGUUUAUGUGGUUGCGAAUAUACUAAGUAGUUUGAUUUAAAUUUCAUAUAUUAUUAUAGCUUAAUGUGAUUUUACUAAAAUUCAACUCUAGUAAUUCUCAAGAAACAUUUCAUAUAGGACUGAGAGCCAAUAAUAGGUGUAAAACUACGAUUGUUGCGGUUCCAAAACUGAAACUUGUGAUAUAAUUAUAUAUAAAUUUGAGACUUCCCUCUCUAAAAAGUGUAAAUUCUGCCAGUGAAAAUGACUUGAUGCACCUUGUUAUCUUAAGUUUUAUUUUUUAAACGUAAUUUUAGUGCAAUAUUUUUAAAAUUAAAAAUUGGGAUCAAAUAUUUCUACUUGUGGCACGUAACCCGGUGUACAAAGUGUUCCAAAUUGAGGCUUUUUUUUAAUUGUGUUUUAUAAAGGCUUAUAAGUAACGUAUUUUUUCAUUUUAAUUAAAGGUUAGCUUGAUAGGGAUAUCAGAGUAUUGUAAAUAUUUUUAUUGAUAAGAGUUCUACUUAUAUUUUCCUUUUUUAUUUUAAAUAUUAUAAGAGUAUUGUUUUUAUUAUAUUAUAAAUUAGAAAUAAAUUGGACUUAAAAGUAUAAUAAAUUAUUUAUUAAUAAAAA
Anthonomus grandis grandis is the source of this 6999-nucleotide messenger RNA. RefSeq names its product zinc finger protein 84-like. The record is from RefSeq and is a predicted model, not a curated record. Gene Ontology annotation, cellular component: nucleus. The coding region runs from base 465 to 3479 and encodes 1004 amino acids. Lineage: Eukaryota; Metazoa; Arthropoda; Insecta; Coleoptera; Curculionidae. The transcript has 14 exons.